Saprolegnia diclina VS20 is the source of this 3317-nucleotide messenger RNA. RefSeq lists its product as hypothetical. The transcript is spliced from 11 exons. NCBI's taxonomy places the organism in Eukaryota, Oomycota, Saprolegniomycetes, Saprolegniales, Saprolegniaceae. Bases 36 to 3245 code for a protein of 1069 amino acids. Gene Ontology annotation, cellular component: nucleus. The record is from RefSeq and is a predicted model, not a curated record. Gene Ontology annotation, biological process: transcription by RNA polymerase II.
GUCAAUUCAAAACCAUUGCAGCGCCACCCAUCAGGAUGGCCGAGAUGGACGUGGACGCCGAGCUCGCGCUCCUCCUCAAGGAGCAGGAGCAGUUCAUGCAGGGCGGCAAGGUCUCCUCCGUGAAGCUGCACACCAAGCCCAAGCCGGCGCCAUCGGCGUCCAACGCGCCGCCGACGCUCGCGUCGGCGGUCAUGCGCGGUGCGGUGCUCGAGCGGUCGGCGCCGGUCACGCGCCCGAUGCCCACGAUCGUCGGGACCGCGCAAGGCUUUCCGUCGACCAAGAAGCAGAGCGUCUUUGGCCGUCGACGCGCCGAAGCGGCCAAGACGCAGGCGCCGCCAUUGCGGUCGUCCAGCGCGAUCCCGUCCGACAUCCAAGCCGACAACGACAGCGCGAUCGCCAACAUGUCGCUCGACGAGAUCAAGUCGGCGCAGGACGAGCUGCAUGCCUCAUUGUCGCCCGAAGUCCUCGCCAUGUUCCGCAACCGCGCUAAGGCCAAGGCGCCUGCACCCGCCGUUGCACCGCCUGCUGUUGCACCGCCCGUCGCCGCGACGCCACGCACGCAACGACCGCUGCCGCGCGUCUCGAACGACGCCGAGCUCGCGUCGGCCGUGCAAGGCCUACCGGACGAAGAGCGCGCCAAGCACGAAUGGAUGACGUCGCUGCCACCGACCACGUCGUCGUCGUCGACGGCGGUGCGCGUCGACUUUGAUGGUCACGUCCUGCCUGCCACGGACGGCCUCUUGCCGCCGUCGCACUCCGGCCUGUACCACCACGGUGACGACCCCGACCGCCCUGGGUACACGAUUGAGGAGCUCGUCUUGCUCGCGCGGUCGACGGUCGCGUCGCAGCGGGUCGUUGCCUGCACCGUGCUAGGCAAGGUUCUGCGGCAGCCCGAAGACAGUGCGAUCGCCGUAGGUCCCAUUGCCCUUGCGCUGCGACACGCCCUCGACGACGCCAACCAGUCGGUGCUCACGGCUGGCAUCGACGCGCUGCACGCCGCCCUUGUGCGCUUCGACGUCCUGUGCAUCCAGCCCACCGGCGUGGCCAUGACGCCCGUCGAUCGCUUUGGAAAGCUGCGCGUUGUGCGGUACCUCCAGCCGGCGGCCAAACAGGACACGGACGAGGAUGACGACGGCGACAAGGACCCGGACGACGUGCCCAUGGAGCUCAAGGAACUCGCAGCCGCCGACGCGAUCCAAGCCCUGCUCAAGACGCACUUGCCAUUCCGCUUGCGACACUUGCUGUCGCUAUCGUCACUGCGUGGGACUCGCAGCCACGACCAAGUGCUCGACUUGUGCGUUGCACUGGCGAUGCACUCGCGCCGCGCGGCCACACACCUGUUGGAGGUCAAAGGCAUGACCAGCGUGCUCCUCGAGCUCUUGAGCCACGAAGGCAUCGACGACGUCCUCGCGACCUUGGCCAUGCGACGCAAGACGAUGGUCCUCCUGCGGCGACUAUGCCAAGCUAACGCGGCGCUAGCCGCCGUGUGCCUCCAGGACCAGCUGCUCACAGCCACCAAAGUCGUGUUGGCGAUUCGCCAUCCGGGCUUGCUCCCCCUGCAGCUGGACGCGCUUCGGCUCUGGAGCGUCUGCCUCUCGUACGGGAUCGAUCUGCACAGUGUCGCGUACUUGUACCCGCUUCUGUGUGGGUAUCCGGCCGCGGGGCUUGCGGCCGACGGCGUCGCGCUCUCGCCGUGGCCGAUCGAAGUGCAGUGUGCGAUUCUCGACGCUCUCACGCUUCUCGUGCGCAAUGGCGUCGAAGCCGCGCAGUACUACCGACUGCUGCCGUUCUUUGUACAGCAGGCUACGGAUCUCCUCUCGCAGCAUGCGGCGCUGUCGACAUCGCCCAUGGUGGCUGCCGCCGUCCGCUUCCUUGCCGCUGCGUGGCCCAUCGUCCAGUUCAACACGACGAUCCUCGAUGUCGACCCGUACAUUCGCGUCACCCCUGUGCUGUCAACGCUCUUCGACGCUGUGCUGGCGUCGUCGACGGGGCUCGAGUGGCUACCGGACCUCUUGGCAUACUUUACGGCGCUUGCUGCCGCGCCGGCCAAGCAGCUUCCACCAGUGUCGUUGGCGGGGCUGGCAAAGGCGAUGACCCCAGGCUUUCUCAAGCAACUGGCGCCGCACCGCUCGAUCGGUGUCGCGUGCGCUCUCUUCUGCACGACGCACGGGUCGAGUGAGACAGCGGUGCUCUGGCCACUCUGCGUUGCAUGGCUCGCAAGCUGCCAGCCCGGCGACGAAGCCGACGCCCGCAGCAUCGUCCGCGUCCUCUUUGCGACGCAGUUCCCGGCCUUGUGUGCUCUGUUUAGCGCCAUGGCCGGUGCGAGCCCGAACCCCAAGGAGACGUGUCACGUCGUUCAGCCCGAAGAUGCGCCGUCGACGCUGCCGUGGCCGACCUACUGGCUCUUUAGCCUCUUCUCGCGCAUCGCUUCGAGUGAUAUGAGUGCGUCGGCGUGGCAGACGCUCCUAGCCGAAGCGUGUUCGUUGCUCCUGCAGCUCGAAACAAGCGCACCGGCGCUGCUCGACGCGACGCCGACGGCCCAUAAGCUCGUGCAUCUCAGUCACGUAUACCUCCUCGAGACGGACGCAUGGCUGUCGCCUGCGGUCGCGACGCAUCUGCAGCCCCUCGUGGCGCACUAUGUAAACGCAGUGGCGGCCGACGGAUGGCACGACGCGCUGGGCCACGUCGUUCAAUGCUACAAGCCGUGCGAGCCUGGGAAGGAACCUGCGCUGGUGCAGUCGUUUGUCGAGUCGCUGCUCCAAGUCUUUUGUGGUGCGUCGUACGGCGACGUGGGCGUCAGUGCGAUUAUGACGCUCUGCUUGCACCCGUCGCUGCCGCUGGAGCUCCGCCUCUGGCUGUGGUCCGAGCUGAGCAUGAACGGUGGCCUUGCGCUCGUCACGGUGCCGACGGCACUGGCGUCGUCGUUGCUGGCGACGACCGAGAGCAAGAUGCUCGAUGCGUACGUCGCCAGCGUCGUCUCGGUGACGAUCACGGCGACCCGCGGGAAGGACUUGUACGCGGUGGCCACGCACCACCUGGCUCGCUAUUGCUUGGGUGCGUCGGAGCUUGCGGCCUCGCAGCGCCAGCAGCAGGUUUGGCUGCGUCUGCUGCAGUCGCCCGCUAAGGCGCUGGCCGCGGAUCUAGCAGGCCAUGCGGAGGCCAAAGAUGCGCGCGCCAAGGUGCAGUGGUGUCUGCUGCAGCCGUCGUUUGCGUCCGUACAACCGACGCUCCACUCGCUGCUCUAGCACGAGUUAGCAAACACGGAUUUCUAAUCGAACAGAAUGAUGAUCGUGAAUGCAGGUCAUGACUAGAACAGA